Messenger RNA from Passer montanus (Eurasian tree sparrow), 2031 nucleotides. It is a transcript of the gene FOXI3, whose product is annotated as forkhead box I3. Gene Ontology annotation, biological process: regulation of transcription by RNA polymerase II; anatomical structure morphogenesis; cell differentiation. Lineage: Eukaryota; Metazoa; Chordata; Aves; Passeriformes; Passeridae. The record is from RefSeq and is a predicted model, not a curated record. Gene Ontology annotation, molecular function: DNA-binding transcription factor activity, RNA polymerase II-specific; RNA polymerase II cis-regulatory region sequence-specific DNA binding.
UGUCGCCGGCAGAGCACGGGAGCGGCGGGGAGCGCCGGCCGCCCUGCAUGGCCAGGGAUUAUGAGCGCCGGUGAGUUGCAGCAGGCGCAGCCCAGAGCCUCGGCGCCGGCGGCCGCCCCCGCGCCCCCGCAGCCCCGCAGCGCGCAGGAAGCCCCCGACAUGGCCGUGUACUGCAGCGAGAACUUCAGCGCCGCCGCCGCCGCCGCCGCGCCCUUCCUGCCGCCCGCCUCGUACGGCUGCUCGCGGGGCGGGCAGCUCGUGGGCUCGCCCCCGGCGCCCGGCUCGCCGUCGGCGGGCGGCGCGGAGCUGAGCUGGCUGAGCCUGGCCAGCCAGGAGGAGCUGCUGAAGCUGGUGCGGCCGCCCUACUCGUACUCGGCGCUGAUCGCCAUGGCCAUCCAGAGCGCGCCCGAGAGGAAGCUCACCCUCAGCCACAUCUACCAGUACGUGGCCGAGAACUUCCCCUUCUACAAGCGCAGCAAGGCCGGGUGGCAGAACAGCAUCCGCCACAACCUCAGCCUCAACGACUGCUUCCGCAAGGUGCCCCGCGACGAGGACGACCCCGGGAAGGGAAACUACUGGACCUUAGAUCCCAACUGUGAGAAGAUGUUUGACAAUGGGAACUUCCGUCGCAAACGCAAGCGGCGCUCUGAGCCCAACGCGCCCGCGGCCGCCUCUGCCGCCUCCUCUCUGGGGGGCCUGAAGGCCGAGGAAGAGAGACCCAUCCCAGCCACAGGCAAACCAUGUGGAAACAGCCCACCCCCAGAGCUGGACCCCUCACCCUCUGCCAGGGACCAUCCCAAAAGCUCCUCUCCCUCCAGUAUCAUUUCAUCCACGCCCAGCUGUCUCAGCACCUUCUUCAGCGGCAUGAGCUCCCUGAGCGGCGGGGGCAGCCGGCUGGCGGGGGGUCUCAGCAGCGACCUGCAUCACAGGAACUUCUCUGCUGGACAGCUGAGCAGUGGCACUUUCACCCCUUCCAGCAGCUCUUCUCAGGAGGUGCCUUCCCCAGAGCAGCUGCAGCGGGUCGCGGGACCUUCCCCUGCCUACUACAGCUCCUUCCACCCCAGCAGCGGCAGCCAGGGAGCCCAGUACAACCACUACUACAACUUCACAGUCAACAGCCUCAUCUACACACGGGAUGGGACAGAGGUGUAGGGUGCUGGGGCAGCCAGCCAGUGCUGCAAAGGGAAAGGGAGUUGGACCGUGCGCUUUUGCAAACAGCAUUUCAACGUGGACACUUCCCAGGAGUUCUUCCAGGAAGACUGAUCUUCUCAUCUUUCGAAAUAAGAACACCCCUUAAGCACCAGCAGAAGGCAGAUGCAAUGUUUUUUUCCCCCUUCCGUGAAAGCGUUAGGUGGUGUAGAUGGUUUGCCAUCUAAACUUUGCAGGCGUGAACUGAAUUAAUGUUUUCAGAGGUUUCCAAUCCUGAAUGUAGAACAAGAAGUUUAAAAACCAUAGCCAUAAAGUGGUAUUGGCAAGAGCCAAGCGUAGACAUCCAGUGAGUCUUAGAAGAGAGCAGGAAAAAAAAAAAAUGAAGAGAUUUCUUAUGAAGUGCCUUGUACAAUGUAUUAAAAAACCUCUUCUGCCAGCAAUUGCCUCUGUAAGCCCUUGCUUGUGCCCUGAUCCUGCAAUAUGCAAUGCACAGGGGGAACACCCUGUAUAAACCCCCACCCAAAACCUCCUCAAACCCACAGAGGGUCUUCCUGUGCCUGGCAUAUUGUACAGCAGGGCUGUGUCUUGUAAAACAAUCUUCUUUCCCUGAGCUUAGUACCAAAGAGAACUUUAGCCAUGCAGCUUUAGCACAAGAAUAAACACUGGGGUAUUUUUAUACAUAUUUGUACGUAAUGUAACUCUUCUGUACAUACAUUUCUAUGUGGUUUUAUAUUUGUAAAUUAUGCUCUGGAGCUGUACUUAUUUAUAAUGUGUUUUAAACUUUGUUAAAGUUUAUUUUACUUUGUUUCCCCCCCUUUUUGUUGUUUUAUUUGUUUUGAAUUUUUUUGUUGGUUUUGUUUUUGUUUUUAGUGUACUACUGAA